AUGGAAGCCGAAACCCAACCGCUGCUACAAGCACCCUACGAAUGCCGCGAAGAUAGCGAUCUCGCCAGAACCCACGGCCGCGAUGACCUCCCAACCGCCAUCCCAGCCAAAUCCCUCAGCUGGACAAGCGCCUACAUCCUCGUCGUCUCGCGCGUCAUCGGAAGCGGCAUCUUCGCAACCCCAGGCUCGAUCGUGAAAUCAUCCGGCAGCAUCGGUCUCUCUCUGCUCCUCUGGAUCGGGGGAACAAUCCUCGCAGCAUGCGGGAUGGCCAUAUCCAUGGAAUACGGGUGCAUGCUGCCACGCUCAGGCGGCGACAAGGUGUACCUCGAAUACACGUACCCGAAGCCACGCUAUCUAGCAUCAACGCUGGUCGCCGUGCAAGCUGUCCUCCUCGGCUUCACGGCUAGCAACUGCAUCAUCUUCGCGAAAUACACGGUCUUCGCGUUUGGCGGGGAGCCGUCCGAGCUGACGCACAAGCUGUUUGCGGCGGGCUUGCUGACCCUGAUUACGAUCUUGCAUGGGUGUUUUCGGCAGACGGGGAUCUGGAUUCAGAAUGUGCUGGGGUGGUUGAAGAUUUUUCUGAUCGGGUCGAUUUCGCUCACGGGGAUUUGGGUUAUCCUUCUACGGCCUGGUGGGAUUGAGAUGGGAAGCGGUGGUGCUGCUGCUGCGGCUGCUGUGAAAAAGGGAGACUUUGUGGCGUGGGAUACGCUCUUCGAGGGCUCGAACUGGAGCUGGAAUCUCCUUUCGACGUCGCUGUUCAAGGUGAUGUAUUCGUAUGCCGGGCUGAAUAAUGUCAACAACGUCCUCAGCGAAGUGCGCGAUCCGAUUCGGACGAUCAAGACGGUUUGUCCGGCGGCUCUACUUACAUCUGGGCUGCUAUAUCUGCUCGCGAACGCGUCAUACUUCCUUGUUGUUCCGCUCGACGAGAUCAAGCAGAGCGGAGAGCUCGUUGCAGCGCUGCUCUUCGAUCGCCUAUUUGGGCCGCGAGUGGGCGGGACCCUAUUCCCACUUGCCAUUGCCAUCUCUGCAGCGGGAAAUGUGAUGGUGGUGACAUUUGCGCUGGCCCGCGUCAACCAGGAAAUCGCCCGCCAGGGCUUCCUCCCCUGGGGCGACCUGCUCUCAUCCUCAAGGCCCUUCGGUACACCUCUGUGGGGUCUAAUCGUGCACUACUUCCCUUCACUGCUGGUAAUCACGCUCCCACCGCAAGGCGACGUCUACAACUUUAUCCUCGACGUUGAGGGAUACCCGGGCACAAUCUUUGGGCUCGCAAUCACAGUCGGCCUCCUGAUACUGCGGUAUCGAGAGCCGUAUCUCCCUCGCCCAUUCAAGGCGUGGUUACCCGCCGUUUGGCUGCGGAUUGCGGUGUCGUUCGCGCUUCUCGUUGCGCCGUUUAUCCCGCCACCAGGACGGAAGGGCGAUGUCGAGUUCUUUUAUGCGACGUAUGCUGUUGUUGGGACGGGAGUGAUUGUGUUUGGAGUGCUUUAUUGGUAUGUUUGGACGGUUCUGCUGCCGAGAUGGGGUGGAUAUAGUCUUGAGGAAGAGGAGAAGGUGCUGGAUGAUGGGACGGCGGUUAAAAGACUGGUCAGGGUUUGA
Messenger RNA from Aspergillus mulundensis, 1593 nucleotides. RefSeq names its product putative methionine permease. The transcript is spliced from 3 exons. Gene Ontology annotation, cellular component: membrane. Gene Ontology annotation, molecular function: L-amino acid transmembrane transporter activity. Gene Ontology annotation, biological process: amino acid transmembrane transport. The record is from RefSeq and is a predicted model, not a curated record. Lineage: Eukaryota; Fungi; Ascomycota; Eurotiomycetes; Eurotiales; Aspergillaceae. The coding region runs from base 1 to 1593 and encodes 530 amino acids.